UACUGUUGUGACCUUGUUAAACGACUGUACCUCCAGAGCAGUGGGUGCUUGGAGAGAAGCUUCUCUUUGGGCGACACAGAUGUGAGAAUGUACCCAAACUCCUGGAGACCCUACCUUCCAGAAAGUGAGGAUGAUGCCUUCAUCAACAUCAAGCUCAGUGCGAUCCGUCAAGCAUUUGAGCUCAUUCUCAGAGACCCAGAGGCCAAACACUUCCUGAAGGAGACAGGAAAGAGCCUGAUAGGAGGGCUACUAUCUUUAGCAGGGAAGAGCUCGGAGGGCUUUGGUCUGGUAUGGGAAAAGCUCAUGGCAUUCACUGAAAAUCCAACAAACUGGCCGGACAUCGUUGACGAGUGCCAAGAGGCAGGGAUGCACACCGUUGGCUUUUAUGACAUAUUUUACGAGUCCAUUGUGCUGAAGGUGCUGGAAUGCCAGGAGUACAUUCCAGCCAUCUUAAAGCCAACUCUACGCACCCCAUGGAUCUCAGAGGGCACUAAGAAAACAACUGUGAUGUUCUAUGCCUGGUCCCAAAUUAAGAAGAAGAGGGAGUGUUUAAUGAGGCCUGAUGCGCUGUACCACCAUCUGUAUGAGGUGUUUGACUACACAGACCCAGAGAUCAUGUGGGCAGCCUAUGGACCACAGAGCAAGACCAAAGAAUUCUACAUCCUUCUUAGGGGUCGGAUUCUGUCUUUUAUCCAGCAAAUGUUCAGCCUGGACAGAAAGAGGUAUGAAUCUCCCGAGUCACUGGCUGUGAAGGUCCUCUCUAAUUGGAAAAGGCUGGUCCGCUUCCUGCAGUUCUACCUGGAUGAGAAUAAGUAUUCAUUACUUAUUAGUAUGAAUCAUAAAGAGAGGGGAAUCUCUGUCUAAGGACACACAGUUGAGUGUUCCUUUCCACUUAUUUGCAAGAUCAGCUAGUUUCUAGUGAGGUAGUGCUCUUUACGUCCUUCUUUCUAUGAGAAACAUGAUUUGCUUCAUAUCCUGUGAGUGGGAGUGAGUGAUCUAAAAGCACAGAAGCACAGCACACAUUUCAUGUCUUAG
This is a messenger RNA of Salmo salar (Atlantic salmon), 1035 nucleotides long. The record is from RefSeq and is a predicted model, not a curated record. NCBI's taxonomy places the organism in Eukaryota, Metazoa, Chordata, Actinopteri, Salmoniformes, Salmonidae.